Messenger RNA from Antechinus flavipes (yellow-footed antechinus), 3552 nucleotides. RefSeq names its product histone deacetylase 6 (gene HDAC6). Bases 278 to 3430 code for a protein of 1050 amino acids. The record is from RefSeq and is a predicted model, not a curated record. Gene Ontology annotation, molecular function: histone deacetylase activity; zinc ion binding. NCBI's taxonomy places the organism in Eukaryota, Metazoa, Chordata, Mammalia, Dasyuromorphia, Dasyuridae. Gene Ontology annotation, cellular component: histone deacetylase complex. The transcript is spliced from 28 exons. Gene Ontology annotation, biological process: chromatin organization.
UGGGCGGCCAGCACGUUACGUGGUGCCAUCGCGGCGUGUGACGGGGCGAGCGGCACGUGACCCGAGUUCGGCGCGCUGCUCGUGCUCCGCGCGGAUUCGGGCUGAAGCUACCGACUGCCUGAGGCGGGGGGCGGGGGGGGGCCUUGGGCCUUUGCCCCCUCGUCCAGCGCGAAUUUGGGGAGGCGGGGUCCCCAAGAGUGAAGAAGAGCCGAGGAGGCAGGGUCGGCGGCCGCCUGGAGCCCAGUCAGGUCGCCUGGUGGGCCCGAGCCAGUCUCCCAUGGCAUCCCAGCCUGAGAAGCCCGGCCCGAAUCCUUCACCCUCAGGCACCCGGAUGACGGGGCAAAAGAGGGGCGGCCGGAAGGGGUCCCCUGCCCCUCGGCCGAGCCCGGGUUUGGCUGAGGCCCGACGCAGAGGGCGAGCAAAGAAAUUGAGUCAGGUGUCUGAGCAAGAGCUGGUGACCAACCUGCAGGACCUAGACCUCGAGGCCGAGUCAGAAAUACCCUCUGGGACAGGCCUGGUGCUGGAUGAGAGAAUGGGCAGCUUCCGCUGCCCCUGGGAUGACAGUUUCCCUGAACGCCCAGAACGCCUUCAGGCCGUGCAGCAGCAGCUGUCCCGGGACUGUCUGCUUGAGCGCUGUAUCCCGAUUGAGGCCCAGCCAGCCACUCCCCAGGAGCUGCAGCUUGUCCACAGCCAGGAAUACGUGGACCUAAUGUCAUCCACCCCGGACAUGACUCAGAUGGAGCGUCGGGCCCUCUCGGACACCUAUGAUUCUGUGUACCUACACCCGAACUCGUUCCCUUGUGCCCUCCUGGCUACCGGGGCACUGCUUCGGCUGGUGGAUGCCCUCAUGGGAGGCGACAUCCGAAAUGGACUAGCUCUUGUCAGGCCUCCUGGCCAUCAUGCCCAACGUGACAGCAUGAACGGCUACUGCAUGUUCAACAACGUGGCCAUUGCUGCCCGUUAUGCCCAGAAAAAGCACCAUGUCCCACGGGUACUCAUUGUGGAUUGGGAUGUCCACCACGGGCAAGGCACACAGUUCAUCUUCGAGCAGGACCCCAGCGUCCUCUACUUCUCUGUUCACCGCUACGAACAGGGCCGAUUCUGGCCCCACCUAAAAGCUUCUGACUGGCGGGCAACGGGCAAUGGCAAGGGUCAGGGAUACACAGUCAACGUGCCUUGGAACCAGGUGGGGAUGAGGGAUGGGGAUUACAUCAGCUCCUUCUUACAUGUGCUGCUGCCCAUCGCUCUGGAGUUUCAGCCCGAGAUCGUCCUGGUGGCCGCUGGCUUUGACGCUGUGCUGGAGGACCCCAAGGGAGAGAUGGCAGUCACUCCAGGGGGGUUUGCCCACCUCACUCACUUGCUCAUGAGUCUGGCUAAGGGAAGGCUGAUUCUGUCUCUCGAGGGUGGCUACAACUUGCGUUCCCUUGCUCUGGGAGUCAGUGCCACUCUCCAGACCCUCCUGGGAGACCCAUGUCCCUUGCUGGAAACACCUUGCAUUCCCUGCUUCAGUGCCCUGGAGUCCAUGUCCUGUACUCUGGCUGCUCAGAAGCCUUUCUGGAAGGGCAUCCCGAGGUUUCAGCCUGCCCCUGAUGACUUAAAAGAAGAUUACCGGGACAUGAACCUAGGCCCCAUGCCUGAUCUUGAGAUGCUGGGGAAGCCCCUGGACCAGGGCCUGCCUAUGGCCAUGAACCGAACGGGCCUGGUGUAUGACGCCAGGAUGAUGGAGCAUUUCAACAUGUGGGACAGCCACCAUCCGGAGCGGCCCGAACGCAUCGCCCACAUAGCUCAGCGCCACCUGGAGCUCGGCCUGACUCCUCGCUGUGUCUCCUUGCCCGCUCGCUGCGCCACGCUCCACGAGCUGCUCAACUGCCACAGCGAGGAGUACAUUGACCGGAUCCGGGCCACGAGCCACCUGAAGCCCCGCGACCUGCACCGGGAGGGCGAGAAUUACAACUCCAUCUACAUGUCCUCCCAGUCCUUCGACUGUGCCCAGCUGGCUGCUGGAGCUGCUUGCCGUUUAGUGGAGGCCAUCUUGACCGGGGAGGUGCACAAUGGGUUGGCCAUCAUCCGCCCACCGGGCCACCACGCCGAGAGAGAUGCCGCCUGCGGUUUCUGCUUCUUCAAUUCCGUGGCCGUGGCCGCUCGCCACGCCCAGGACAUGGUUGGCCGAGCCCUUCGAAUCCUGAUUGUGGACUGGGACAUUCAUCACGGCAACGGGACGCAGCACAUAUUUGAGGAGGACCCGAGCGUGCUCUACGUGUCCCUGCACCGCUACGACCACGGCACCUUCUUUCCCAUGGCCGAGGAUGCUGCUAGCAAAUGUGUGGGCCGGGGCCGGGGCGAGGGCUUCACCGUCAACGUGGCGUGGAACGGGCCCCGGCUCGGAGACUCCGACUACCUCAGUGCCAUGCACCAUAUCGUGAUGCCCAUCGCCUACGAGUUCAACCCUGAGCUGGUGCUGGUGUCUGCUGGCUUCGAUGCUGCUCGUGGGGACCCCCUGGGAGGCUGCCUGGUCUCCCCGGAGGGCUAUGCCCACAUGACUCACCUGCUGAUGGGGCUGGCCGGAGGCCACGUGGCUCUGGUCCUCGAGGGUGGCUACAACUUAAGCUCCAUCUCAGACUCCAUGGCUGCUUGUACUCGGACCCUUCUGGGCGACCCGCCCCCGCUGUUCCCUUGGCUUCGGCCCCCGUUGCCCGGGACUUUCGUCUCGCUGGCUGAGGUCGCCCAGGUCCACCAGAAGUACUGGCAGUGCCUUCGGCUUACUGUUGACACAGAGGAAGAAGAAGAAGAGGAGGAGACCGCCUUGCAGCCGGCUGAGGAGGAGAGUGCCCUGAGGCAGAGGCCUCCCGAAGAGAGCCCCCCAGUGGUGCUGACCAUAGGACCAAAGCUAGAGGAACAGCCUCCAUCCCCCGCAUCUGAGGAGACCCUGGGCCUGGAGUCCCUGCGGCUCGGGACCCACGCUUCUGGGGAGCCGGAGGCCGAGCCCACCGUUUCCAAAGAAGAGGACCAUGAGGAUCCUGGCCUGCUUGGGGAGGCGGCUGGGGGAGGGACCCCAAUGGUGGGGGAUGAAUUUGCUGCUGAGGGGACCGUGUUCUAUGCUGUGACCCCAUUGGCCUGGUGUCCACACCUGAUGACUGUGCGCUCGGUGCCUGAGGGGGGCCUGGACGCAACCCAGGCGUGCCAAGAUUGCGGCACCCACAUGGAGAACUGGCUCUGUCUGUCUUGCUAUCAGGUUCAUUGUGGACGCUACAUUCAGGCUCACAUGCUCCAACACCACGAGGCCUCGGGCCACCCAGUGGUCCUCAGCUACGCCGACCUGUCGGUCUGGUGUUACGCUUGCCAGGCCUAUGUGAACCAUGAGGUUCUGACGGAGGCCAAGAACACCGCGUACCUGUCCAAAUUUGGGGAGGAGAUGCCAGGGGUGCUGUGACGGCCCAUUGCCCCACCACCUCCCUUAAGCUGUCGUCCCUCUGAAUUGUUGUUGUGAUUCCCGUGGCUCUCUAGCCAACACACUGGCCUCCCAAAAUAAAAUAAAGCAGAACCCUAAAAGCA